Molecule: messenger RNA, 1625 nt
Organism: Oryza sativa Japonica Group (Japanese rice)
Lineage: Eukaryota; Viridiplantae; Streptophyta; Magnoliopsida; Poales; Poaceae
Product: peroxidase 5-like
Biological process (GO): response to oxidative stress; hydrogen peroxide catabolic process
Cellular component (GO): plant-type cell wall; plasmodesma
Molecular function (GO): peroxidase activity; heme binding
Source: RefSeq, a predicted model, not a curated record
CCACAAUCCCAGUAUCCCACAUUGCAAAUCACGCGAGUACGUGGCACUUCACCUAACAAUGUGCAAUGCCUGGCCGCGGGCUAUAUAUGUGUGUUAACCUCGACGACUUAAUUGCCAGUUAAUUAAGCUAGCUUGUGUCAGCUCACCAAUUAAGUGACCACUGUACUAGCUCGAACGGGUGGCUAAUUGUGUACUAAUGAUGCGGUUGAUCAUGACGGCGGAAUCAGCAGCAGUGUCGGUCUUGUGGUUAUGCACCAUGGCAAUCGUGUGUGCCGGUUUCCCUGCCAACGAUGGGUCACUGCACCCCAACUUCUACGCGGCGACGUGCCCGCAGGCGGAGACCAUCGUUCGCCAGGAGGUCACCCGGGCCCUCUACACCAACAUCGGCUUCGCUGCCGGCCUCGUCCGCAUGCACUUCCACGACUGCUUCGUCAGGGGGUGCGACGGGUCGGUGCUGCUGGAGUCGACGUCGGACAACGUCGCGGAGAGGGACUCGCCGAUCAACAACCCGAGCCUACGCGGCUUCGAGGUCAUCGACGCCGCCAAGGCUCGGCUGGAGGCCGCCUGCCCAGGCGUCGUCUCCUGCGCCGACGUCCUCGCCUACGCCGCCAGGGACGGCGUCGCGCUCACCGGGGGCCCCCGCUACGACGUCCCGGGCGGCCGGAGGGACGGCACGGCGUCGCUCGAGCCGGAGGUGGCGGACAACAUCCCGGCUCCGACGUUCACGCUGGACCAGCUCACCCAGAGCUUCGCCGCCAAGGGCCUCACACAGGAGGAGAUGGUCACCCUGUCCGGCGCGCACACCGUCGGCCGCGCGCACUGCACGUCGUUCAGCGACCGCCUCUACAACUUCAGCGCGACGGGCGCCGCCGACCCCAGCGUCGACCCGGCGUUGCUGCCGCAGCUCCGCCGCGCGUGCCCGGCCGCGGGACCCGACGGCGCCGUGGACGCCGGCCUCGUCGUGCCCAUGGAGCCCCGCACGCCCAACGGCUUCGACGCGCUCUACUACUGGGCCGUGCUACGCAACCGCGCCCUCUUCACCUCCGACCAGGCGCUGCUGUCCAGCCCGCCCACCGCCGCGCAGGUCAGGCAGACCGCGUACGGCGGGUACCCGUGGAAGCUCAAGUUCGCCGCCGCCAUGGUGAAGAUGGGGCAGAUCGAGGUGCUCACCGGCGGCAGCGGCGAGAUCAGGACCAAGUGCAGCGCCGUCAACUGAAAGAUUCAUCGUCUGCUCAUCUCAGUUUGCUGUCUUGCUCUUGCUUGUGUGGAAGUAGAAAUAAUUUGUUGCGAACGAGCUAGCAAGCUCCUAUCUCUGCUAUGCCACUUUGCUUUAAGGUGUGUUUGAGAAUAAGGGGAUUGGGGAGAUUGGGGAGAUUGGGAAGAUACGCAAAACGAGGUGAGCCAUUAGCACAUGAUUAAUUGAGUAUUAACUAUUUCAAACUUCAAAAAUGGAUUAAUAUGAUUUUUUAAAGCAAUUUUCCUAUAGAAAUUUUUUUAUAAAAAACGCACCGUUUAGUAGUUUGGGAAGCGUGCGCGCGGAAAACGAGAUGCUUUUCUCUCUCAAUCCCCCAGAUCGCCCGGAACGAACGAAGCCUUAGGCUGCGUUCGUUUGUGUGAUAUAGGGU